GCAUUUUGUUGUCCCUCUCUGGGGACAGACGAGGGUGGCGGGAAGCCUUUGGCCGGCAGGGCAUUCUGGCCACCCUAAUUCUGGGGCAGAGCGAAGCUCCUUUCGGGAUCCCUUAGGAGAGCCCUCGCCCGCCGGGCCACCCGCCCCCAGCGGGACCAAGAGGCCUAAUGCGUGGUGGGAGGUAGGAGGGUCUCCCCCACCUCUCCCCUCUCCCACCCGCUCGGAGGAGGCAGAUCGAGGUCUCAGCCAAUAAGAGCAGGCGAGCCCGGAAAGGGGUGGCGCUAAGAGCCGGUAAAUGGAUGCCCACGCUGCCCUGCUCUGGCAUCCACACCUCCGCUAGGUAACGGGCUGAGAAAUCAUCAUGGCCAUAGACGGUGCGCAAACGGGCAAGAAAGGCAGCUUGCUGAGCAGAGCCCUCUCUUCCACCGAGCCCGCUCCGGCCCUAGAGAUCGGGGGCGGCUGCACAACCAUGUCCGAAGUACGGGUGCUGGUGAUCAACACUGGAGGGACCAUAGGGAUGGUGCCUCAGUCAGAAGGUCUUGCUCCUGAGGCUAACAAGCUAGCAGGGGCUCUGAAGAAGAUGCCAGUUCUUCAUGAUGUAGCAUAUGCCAAUGAAACGCAAUUGUAUUCCCGUCUUAAGCUUGGAAAAGACACCUUGGUGCUUCCCGCUUCUAAGCAGAAUAAAAGAAUUAUCUAUACCAUCCUGGAACUUCAUCCACUGCUUGAUUCUUCAAACAUGACACCAGCUGAAUGGGACAAGAUUGCCAGGCACCUUAAGAUAAACUAUGAAAAGUAUGAUGGCUUUGUGAUCCUUCAUGGCACAGACACGAUGGCCUAUACAGCCUCGGCAUUGUCCUUCAUGUGUGAGAACCUGGGUAAAACCAUUGUUCUGACAGGAUCUCAGGUGCCUAUAUAUGAACUGAGGAAUGACGGCAGAGCCAAUCUGCUGGGGGCACUGCUGUUUGCUGGACAGUUUGUAAUCCCUGAGGUGUGCCUGUACUUUUGUAAUAAACUGUACAGGGGAAACCGGGUGACUAAGGUGGAUGCAGAAAGUUUCAAUGCCUUUUGCUCACCUAACCUGCCUCCACUUGCAAAUGCUGAGGUUGAUAUUACAGUUGACUGGGAGACAGUUUGGAGAGCCAAAACCACCAAGAGAUUUGCAAUCCACACCAACAUGAACUGCCAUGUUGGCCUACUGAGGAUCUUCCCAGGGAUCACUGCUGCAGCGGUGAAGGCGUUUCUCCAGAGCCCUAUGGAAGGGGUUGUACUUGAGACCUAUGGGAGUGGGAAUGCCCCCAAUAAUUGCCCAGACUUGCUAGAUGAGCUGAAGAAAGCAACUGAUCGCAAUGUGGUGAUUCUGAAUUGCACCCAGUGUCUGCACGGAAGUGUUACUUCAGUCUAUGCAACAGGAAAGAACCUUAUGGAUGCAGGUGUGAUUUCAGGGGCAGAUAUGACACCUGAAGCUGCCCUUGCUAAGCUGUCGUAUGUUCUGAGCAAACCUGGUUCCUUGGAUAAGAAGAGAAAGAAGCUGGAAGAGAGUCUGAGAGGAGAAAGGACUAAUUCACCUAUUGGAACCCAGAUCUCCCUCAAAGAUAGCAAGUUUAUUCAAAAGAUUGCACAAUCUCUGCUUAUCAGCUGCAAGGAGGAGCUAGGAGCAGUUAAGGAUGCUUUGACUCCUCCUUUGGCUUGUGCAGCGGCAAAAAGUGGUGACUUGGAUGCUGUGAAAGCCUUACGGAAUAUGGGUGGAAACCUGAGCUUUGGGGAUUAUGAUGGUCGCACUCCACUUCAUGUUGCAUCCUGCGAGGGCCAUUUGGAGAUGGUCCAACAUCUACUGAAGUCUGGGGCAACCAUGUAUGCAAAAGACCGAUUUGGAGCUACUCCACUCCUGAAUGCUAUCAAGUUCAGGCACCACAGUGUGAUCUGCUUGCUACGCACAGCAGGAGCUCAUCUUUCCAGCCAAGAGCUUGUGAAUGUUGGAACUGAACUCUGCAGUCUUGCUUUUAAUGGAGAUGUUGAUGGACUGCGGGCCUGGCAUCUGGCUGGUGUGGAUCUGAACCAACCUGGUUAUGAUGGGAACACUCCAUUUAAAGUGGCUGAGGCUGCAGGGCACGUGGAAGUCAAAGAGUUUUUCAGUCAGUUGACGACCUAAUUUGAUACUUGGAGUUCCCCUGAGGCAAGAGGGCGGAAAGGAGCAUGCUAAUGCAAAGCAACGUAGAGAGCUAGUGAAGAAUGCAAGCUUAUGAUCACUGUUUUUAGUGAAGAGAUUUAUUUUCUUAUCUUUGAUUUUUUUAAAAGCUAAUUUUUAGGAAAGGAAAUUGUCUGCCUUUCAUAAGUAAAGGUGCAAUGCCUCCAACUCAGUUCAUACUAGCCCAAUGAACUGAAUGAUGUUUUUACGAAGGAAUGUGUGAUGAUGGAACAAGUAGCAGUUCUCAAACCGCUCAACCAACCUCAAACCCUUUAUGUCCAAUAGUGGCAUUGUUUGCUUUGAUUAGAAGUAGCUUUCUAGGAUAGCUGGCAGAAAUUUUCCCCAGUCUUGCUGCCUGUUAUUAUUUUAGCUGGAACUGCUGGUGAUUGGAGCUGAGACCUUUUACAUACAAAGCAGUAUGUGCUACCUGUGAGUGAUGACCCCUCAACAUAGCUCAGUAGCACAUGGUUCAGGAUGGAAGCGUUUUAACAGAAAUCCAGACUACAGAAAUUAAGGGAGCAAUCCUAACUAUGGGAAGCCAUCAAAAUGUACGGCGGCGUAAAGUAUGCCAGACCCAAACACCAUUUGGGAGUGUGGCUCUUGCUGACUGAGCCAGCCCAAGGCUGGCAGAGGGAAAGCAAGCAUUUAAAAUGGAGUUUGGCUUAUAUUACCUUCUUUGCUGGUGUAAAUUCUGCUGGGUUGCCAGGUCUCGUGACUAAACUGAAAAAAAUUAGGGUCCAGCGUAAAACACCCCCCGCCACGUCUUGCCCCUGCAACGCCCCUGAACACUUCUGUUUGGGGCUUAUGCCAGCCUUGGCUGGGCCACGAUGAGGGGCUUAUGCUAGUGUAGCCCUGGAUCUGACAGACCCUAACCUGCUCACCCUGGCAGAUCUGGGGUUUGGUUUGCUCCCUAAGUUUCACAUUUCAGUAUGGAUUAGUGUUUUUCUGAAAUAAAAUGAAGGACUGCAGAGAGCAACAUGAUUUUUUAAAAACAGUCUUCUGAUUUUCUGUGUACUGUAUUAGAAACCUGAUAUUAUAUUUUUUCCCAAAUCAAGGGGGAGGUAUCAGAAUGCUUAAGCAUUUUUUAUAAGAGUUGUGAUAUUUUUCAGGAAGGACCUAUGCAUCUCUGCUUCUAUGCCAUCACACGUGGUGGUGGUGGGGAUUACUGUGGAAAUCAUGAUAUUCUUGCCAUACUCUUCAAUAAAAUCUCUGAAAAAGAUUA
This is a messenger RNA of Rhineura floridana, 3407 nucleotides long. Its product is annotated as 60 kDa lysophospholipase-like. Gene Ontology annotation, molecular function: protein binding; asparaginase activity. The transcript has 16 exons. The coding region runs from base 362 to 2149 and encodes 595 amino acids. NCBI's taxonomy places the organism in Eukaryota, Metazoa, Chordata, Lepidosauria, Squamata, Rhineuridae. The record is from RefSeq and is a predicted model, not a curated record. Gene Ontology annotation, biological process: amino acid metabolic process.